Messenger RNA from Penicillium verhagenii, 3954 nucleotides. RefSeq lists its product as uncharacterized. The transcript is spliced from 3 exons. The coding region runs from base 1 to 3954 and encodes 1317 amino acids. Lineage: Eukaryota; Fungi; Ascomycota; Eurotiomycetes; Eurotiales; Aspergillaceae. Gene Ontology annotation, biological process: nucleoside metabolic process. Gene Ontology annotation, molecular function: catalytic activity; protein binding. The record is from RefSeq and is a predicted model, not a curated record.
AUGUCAGACCCAGCGGAAUACACAGUGGGGUGGAUCUGCGCUAUCGACGUGGAAUACGUUGCCGCGCAGGAAUUUCUUGAUGAGGAGCACGAAGGACCGACCUUUGUGUCGCCAAAUGAUACCAACGAUUACACAUUGGGCAAAAUAUGCCAGCACAACGUCGUCAUUGCUGUCCUACCUGACGGGGAGUAUGGUACAGCCUCUGCGGCCAGCGUGGCAACAAACAUGCUCAACAGCUUCCCCAACGUCAAAAUCGGCCUUAUGGUGGGCAUUGGCGGGGGUGUACCUAGCGAGAGGCAUGAUAUCCGCCUGGGGGAUGUUGUCGUGAGUGCUUCUAGCGGUGGCAGUGGCGAGGGUGGUGUGUUUCAAUAUGACUUUGGCAAGUCAAUCCAAGGCCAGGGAUUUCAGUAUACGCGAUUUUUGAACCAGGCUCCGGCUACAUUACGCACAGCAAUAACGGGGAUUCGAGCUCAGUACAAGAGAAAAGGACAUCAACUCGAGGAGGCUGUGAAUGGAUUGAUCGAUCGGAAUCAACGACUUAGCAAGGAGUUCAGACGACCACCCCCAUAUACCGACAAACUAUUCAAACCUGAGAUAGUUUGCUAUACUGAUUCCUCUAACAUCAUAUUGCGGCCUGAGCGAUCCAAACAGGAAGACAACCCUGCUGUCCAUUACGGUUUGAUUGCUUCCGCCAAUCAACUGAUGAAAGAUGCAUUGAUUCGGGAUAGACUUGCAGCGGAGAAGAACGUUCUCUGUUUUGAAAUGGAAGCCGCAGGGCUGAUGAAUCAAUUUCCAUGUCUUGUCAUUCGGGGCAUCUGUGACUACUCAGAUUCGCAUAAGAAUAAGGUAUGGCAAGGUUACGCAGCGAUGGUGGCCGCUGCAUUUGCCAAAGACAUUUUACGCAGGGUCUCUCCGAGUAGAAUUGAAGCGGAGGUAAGGAUCAAGGACCUUCUAUCUGGCCUUCAAGAUAUUGCAGAAGCACAUAGGAGUAUUGCACAGGAACACCUUGAGGUACAGAAAGAUAUAGCCCAGCAGACGUGGUCUAAACAAAAUACAGAAUGCCUUCAGCUCUUUCGUCUUACUGCCCAUACAGGGAGUACGGAUACCACAUAUGAGUGGUAUAAAGAUCGUGUUGGAGCUAGGGCCGAGGGCACCUGCAAAUGGUUCCUAGAGCAUAAGAAUUUCCAAAUGUGGGCAGCACAGGAUUCUGGUCUAUUAUUGGUCUCGGCAGACCCAGGCUGUGGCAAGUCCGUCUUGGCCAAGUACCUUAUUGACGACAUAUUACCGCAUUCCAACUCAGCAACCAUUUGCUACUUCUUCUUUAAAGACCAUGACCAGAACACUAUCCGCCAAGCCCUGUGUGCGUUACUACACCAACUCUUCUCAAAGAAAGUAAAUCUGAUCAAGCAUGCUAUGGAAGAGUUCCAAAAAAAUGGGCAAGGCCUAAUCAAUUCGACAAAUUCACUCUGGACUGUUCUGAGAAAUUCCCUGGAAGAUGCCGAAGCUGGAUCUGUGGUCCUAGUUCUUGACGCCCUGGAUGAGUGUACCGAGUCAGAUUUUGAAGAUUUGAUCCGGAAUGUGAAAGGACAAUUCCGCCGUGGACAGUCAAAAACAUUGAAAUGCCUUUUGACAAGCCGCCCAUACGAGCAAAUAACGGAUAAAUUCAGGGGCCUGCUGAGUGAUUUCCCCUAUAUACGAAUACCAGGAGAAGAUGAAUCAGAAAAAAUCGCCCAAGAAGUACGCCAUGUCAUCCAAUACCGAGUUGACGAGCUGGCCAGAGAGAAAGGACUACCAGACAAAGUCGUACGUCACCUGAUUGAUAGAUUACUCAGAGUCACACAUCGUACAUACCUCUGGGUAUAUCUCGUGUUUGACUAUUUGAAGUCCAACCAGUUCAAAAAGACUCCUAAUGGAAUUGAUCGCAUGAUUGAAACUCUCCCGUCAAAUGUCAACGAGGCAUACGAGCAGAUUCUCAACCGAUCUAGAGACCAAGCGAUGGUUCGAAGAGCUUUAAGGAUUAUGUUAGCAGCAAGCCGCCCAUUAACGAUACCUGAGAUGAACAUCGCCUUAAACAUUAAUGGCUCAUCAAAAUCCUUCCAUGACCUUGAUCUGGAGAACGAAGAGGACUUUAAAUCCCACCUGAGAACGGGGUGUGGGCUUUUCGUUUCAAUCCAUUACGACAGGAUUUACUUCCUUCAUCAAACUGCUAGAGAAUUUCUGGUCACAAAUACCAUCAAAACAGGGCUUCCAUCGGCCUUAUCUUGGCAAGGUUCCAUUGAUAGCAAAAGCGCACACAAAACUCUUGCAGAGGUCUGUGUGGUCUAUCUCAACUUCUUCAAUAGGCUCACUGCAUCUGCCCAUGGAAAGGAAGAUCCUAUUCCACACCAUUUUAAGGAGUACGCCUCGAAUAAUUGGGGUUCUCAUUUCUAUAAGGCCUACAUUAGAUCAGGAGCUGAUCUAGUUCCUCUUGCCUUAAACAUAUGCAGUCCGGAUUCAAGGAGCUGGCUGGUUUGGUACAAAAUUUACUCAAGGACCACAUGGCACUCAAUACUGGAGGGUUUCACUGCCAUCAUGAUAUCUUCUUAUUUUGGGCUUGAGGCUGUUGUGGAGGAACUACUACUUGAGAAAGAUCCGGAUAUCGAGUCGAGAGAUAAUACAUAUGACCGAACACCCAUCAGUUGGGCGGCGUAUGGCGGACAUGAGAUUAUUGUCAGGCUUCUAAUCCAGAGGGGUGCGGUUUAUGACUCCCGGGAUAAGCUUGGUCGAACACCUCUAUCACUGGCUGCAGAGGGCGGACACGAGACUGUUGUCAGAUUACUACUCGACAGGGCUGUGAUUUCUGACUCUCGUGAUGGGAAUGGUCGAACACCUCUAUCCUUCGCUGUAGCGUCUGGGCAUGAGAAUAUAGUCAGAUUGUUACUCGAUCGAGGUGUGGUAUUUGACUCUCAAGAUGAGGACGGUCGAACGCCUCUAUCCUUUGCCGCAGAGUACGGACGCGAAAAUAUUGUCGAAUUACUACUUGAGAAGGAUGUCAAGAUCGGAAAUGAGAAUAUUGUCAGGUGGCUGCUCGAUAAGGGUGCGGUAAACGACUCCCAGGAUCAGAAUGGCCACACACCCAUAUUUCUGGCUGCAGGGUUAGGCCAUGAGAGUGUUGCCAAACUGCUACUCGAGAAGGGUGUGGUGUAUGAUUCUCAAGAUAAGCAAGGUCGAACCCCUCUAUCCGUGGCUGUGGAGUACGGACGAGAGACGAUGGUCAGAUUGUUACUAGACAAAGGUGUAUCGUGCGACACUCAGGAUGAAACUGGCUGGACACCCCUACAUUUGGCUGCAGAACGCGGAUAUGAAACUAUUGUCAGAUUGCUACUGGACAAGGGUGUUGAGAUUGACUCAAAAGACGCACAAUAUGGCCAAACGCCCCUCUUCUUGGCUGCCAGAAACGGAUAUUUUAAUGUUUCUAGGCUGCUAUUUGAUAAGGGUGCUGCUAUUGAGUCCCAAGAUAGAUGCUUUGGCUCAACGCCCCUGUCACGGGCUGCAGAGAACGGACACGAGAAUAUUGUGAAGCUACUGGUCAAGAGAGGCGCCAACACCGAAUCCAAGGAUAGAAUGGCUGGACGAACGCCUCUUCUUUGGGCUGCAAAUAAUGGGCACAACGGCAGCGUGCAGGUUUUACUCGAGAACGGCGCAGUCCUUCAGUCCCAGGAUCGCGAUGGUCUGACUCCCCUUUGCUUAGCUGCACGUAGUGGGCACGAGAAGACUGUCCAGCUCCUUGUUGAAAGAGGCGCGAUAAUUGACUGGAAGGGAGCCUAUGGCCGAACACCCAUUUACUGGGCUGCUCACAAAGGCCACAGGAAUAUUGUGAAGCUACUACUGUCAAAGAUCGCCGCAUUUGACCUUGGUGGCACAGGUGGCACAGGUGGCUCUGCGGCUAUGAGUGCUGAAUUGCAGGGUAAUUGA